Molecule: messenger RNA, 5227 nt
Organism: Harpia harpyja (harpy eagle)
Lineage: Eukaryota; Metazoa; Chordata; Aves; Accipitriformes; Accipitridae
Gene: BMP3
Product: bone morphogenetic protein 3
Exons: 3
Coding region: 162-1610 (482 amino acids)
Biological process (GO): osteoblast differentiation; SMAD protein signal transduction; BMP signaling pathway
Cellular component (GO): extracellular region
Molecular function (GO): cytokine activity; growth factor activity
Source: RefSeq, a predicted model, not a curated record
UCUGCGCUUUUUAGCGCAGCCCCACCCGCACCCAUCGCAGCCGGGGGUUGCACCUGGCCGAAGCGAACUUCGCUGGGGGUCUCGGUCUCGCCUGCCUCCUGGCCGGGGCAGCCACGAGGAGGGGGACUCCGGCGCCCGCCCAGCCGGGUCGGAGGGGCAGGAUGGCGGCGUCGACCCGCUGGGUGCUGUGCCUGUGCCUGGGCUGGGGCUGCCUGUGCCUGGCGCUGGGGGACGUGCUGAAGGCGCGCCGGGUCGGGCUGCGGCGGCGAGCGGCGCCGGGAGGAGUGCGGGGCGGCCGGGCGAGAGCCGCGGCAGGUGACUACGGCUUGGGGCAGCGGCAGGAGGAGCGGCGGCGGCCGGAGCGGCUGCAGCCGGGGGACAAGGUCUCGGAGCACAUGCUGCGGCUCUACGACCAGUACAGCGGCGGUCGCGGGGGGCGGGCGGCGGCGGCGCCGCGGCCCCACGACCCGCCGGGGCUGCCCGCGCCGCACCCGCGGCAGGGCAACACGGUGCGCGGAUUCCGCCCGCUGGCAGCAGGGAGCCCUGAAAGCCAGGAGAUGUACGUUUUUAACUUGACGUCACUCACAGAGUCUGAAAACGUCUUGUCAGCUUCGGUGCAUUAUUAUAUUGGGGAUCUGCUGCAUGCUAAGUGGAACUGUUCCCAAUCCAGAGGCUGUUCUCGUCACGGGCAGGGGAAACCUGAAAUUCAGAUACAGCUUUCAGUUUGGGCCUUCCCUUUUGUUGGGAACCAGACUCGGAGCCUGGGACAUUUCCUAAUAAAUGUCUCCACUGCUUACCAGGAUGUCCUUUCCUGGCAGCGGAAGGAUAUCACUCAGCUCCUGCACGAGGCAAAACAAAACAACGAACUCCUGAUCAGUGUCAAAAUGGAUCUGACCAGCCAUCGCUCCUGGAAGAGGGCACCUUCUCGCUAUGAACCCUACAUUCUGAUUUAUGCCAAUGAUUCUGCUAUUUCAGAGCCAGAGAGCGUUGUCUUUAGUUUGCAAGGGCACCGUCAUCCUCUGGCAAGGGUCUUUCCCAGGCCAGAAAACCACGUGAGGAGCAGUCUCGGGAAGCGGCGGCGAAAACGCUCUGCAAAUAUCCUGUUGCCAUUGCAGAAUAAUGAGCUUCCGGGAGCCGAGUACCAGUACGAUGAGGAUGAGAGAUGGGAAGACAGAAAACCGUACAAAACCUUCCAGCCACAGUUAGCAGAGAGGGCAAAGAGUAAGAAAAAGCAGAGGAAGAAUCAUCACCAGAAGAGCCAGACUCUCCAGUUCGAUGAGCAAACGCUGAAGAAGGCGAGGAGGAAGCAGUGGAACGAGCCAAGGUAUUGCGCCCGGCGCUAUCUCAAGGUGGAUUUUGCAGACAUUGGCUGGAGCGAGUGGAUUAUUUCUCCUAAAUCCUUCGACGCCUAUUACUGCUCAGGGGAAUGCCAAUUCCCAAUUCCAAAGAGGGAUGACCUGUCUCGCCUGGGAAGCAAGAGAAUGUCCCAGUCUCUGAUGCUUUUGCCAAUUUUCUCUUUAACUUGUGGUAAGCCGUUUCAACUUGGAUGUGCACCUCUUCAGCCUUACCUGGUACUGGGUGUAGUUAUUGUCAGCACUGGGGGAAGGUGAAGGGUGAAACUUGGCAGACUAUUGACCUGUUUACUCCUCUAUACAAAAGGAUGUGUUUUUGCAAGUUUGUGACAAAUGAAUUGUGAAGUUGACUGAGGUUUUGGGAUUACACCCCAAAGGAGGCUCUAGCCAAUGCACACAUGGGCAAAGCAUUAGCCCUGGGCAACUUGAUUCCUACCCCCCAAAAAAACCCUACCGACCAACACCACCCACUAAGCUGCUUUUUUUUGUGCAGGACAAUAAUUUGGAGUACUUUACCCCGAGUUUGGUAUGUGAUAGUUAGAACCACUUACAGCAAAGUUUUGUCUCCAGCUCCUGACAAAAGUGCCUCCACUUGCCCCUGGCUUUUCUGCAACUGAAUUCUGCCAGCUCCUGGGUGGAGCACAGAGUUGACUGCACAGGGUGGCAUCCUCCUGUGAAGACUGGAGGUGGAGGAAGGGCUCUUUCUCAACCUUUCUGCAGCUCAGUGCCCAGCUGUGUCUUUCCAGUUCAUGGUUUAGGUGGGCCUGGCAGUGAUGGGGUGGUGGGGAAGAGGAGGCUGGCUGCACCACUCUCUCUUUGGAGGGCUCACUGGUGAGCUAAACACAGCUGCUCCUGUACAACAGCUUGUGUAUGAAGUGGUGGUGUUCUUUGUUUACCAGUCAGUGAAGACUUUGGUAGAGAUUUUAUUUGUGUGCCUUUUGGCUGAGGGCAACGACUCCACUAAUGAGAGGGGGCUGAGGGUUUUUGAAUGCAGGGGAGAGUCAACAGAGGCUAUUCCAUUGUUUUUCUUGAGCUGGGGUUAGUUUUGCCUUAUUUUCUGUCACUAUUCCUAUUCCCCUGUCACUGCUAUAAUUUGUUCCCAACUGUACCUGCCAGAAGGCCCUGUGCUCUCCCCAAGGUGUUUAUACUGUACCUGCACAUGAGAAUUUGAUGAGGAGUUGUUGGAGUGACCAGAAGUGCUAGUAGGUCAAAGCUGCAGUGAUAAAAAUAAUUGUUCAGAGACCUUGUGUCUCAGGCCACGCAUAAGCAGUGUAAUUGACUGCAUGGACUACCAGUUGUGGGUAGCAGCUGUCUCAGCUACUUCCCUGACAGGGGGUGGGGGGAAUUUAUUAAUGAGGGAUUUUACUUGGGUUAAAGCUUCUGCCUUUGUCGGACACCUGCAACAUGCAUCUGUGAGACGCUUAGUGCCCUGUGCUGCUUUUCAAAGCACAGUAGAGCUGAGAGCACUACUGAAUUGGCCUGGGUUUGCUGAACAGCGUGGCUGAAAAAUAAAGCAAAACCAAGAAAAGCAAGAAGUUCGUGCCAGCUCUGAUGAAAAUCUACGUGUAUAUUUUUCUGCAGGUUGCUGUGUUGUACUAUGUGCCGGUCUGUCCUGCUCCCACUUAAGUAAGGCACUUGUUAUGUGAAGUAUCAUUUUAGAAGCUGUAUAUUAGUGCUAACACUAUGAAGUGAAAAGCAUAGAUAGUCUUAGGUCUUUUUAGAUGCUGGGAACCUGAACAGGUGUGGCAUCCAAUGGGCCUCUGAUUGAUGUGCAGCAUGCCAUGCAGACCCCAGCCAUAGAAAAGGAUCCCCCAUUUUGGUCUUGUGAGCUAUUAUUGGAUUUUUCUUACAAGGCAACAACUCUGUUCCUUCUCUCUGUUGUCAAACAGGAAGGUCAUUUGUGUGAGAGCUGGUUCCUGCACUGUUUAAUUAAGGCAAGGCUAUGCAGGUGGUGUAAUCCUUGGUACUGAGGUGGAGCUGCCUGCGGCAUCUUGUGCUGCUAUGAGCUGAUUCAGUGUAUCCUGUGGCCAAGGGUUGUGCGCAACUCAGCAUGGCCCUGAAAGCCAGGCCGUACGUGCGGCGCAGCCCAGACCUGUGACUACUCUGGGGAACUGUUCUGUGGAUCGCCGACUCCUCGAAGGACAGCAGUUUUCUGGUCAGGGUCACUCCAAUGACUUCAGCAGGUUGCAUUGUUUCCUUAUGUGUCCUUAAGAGCGACGCAAUUUGUUUGAGCCAAUUUUUGCCCUUGUAAAUUUACUGUUUAACCAUUGCUUGUGGGUUUUGCUGCACAGCUGCGCUAUGAGUGCUGUGGUGAUGUGGGGAUGGUGGAGAUGGACCAAUUGGCUUUUCUGACUUGCCCUCAGGCGUGGGGAGCAUCUUGCCUCUGGUAGAUCUGCAUGGUGGUGGCACUGUUGUGCUGCUUCUGAGGGUAAGGAGAGGGUUUGACAGAAGGGGAUAUCUGUACUAAAAGCAAUCAAGGUCACAGAGGAGACGUGUACAAAACAGGACCAACUGGUGUCGCUUCUGUGUGUUUUCCAGGUUUUCCCAAGAAGCGUUAGCAGCCUUGUAACUGCUGACAGUGAGUCCUGAGGUGUUUUUGGUGAGUUACUGCUUCGAUAAUGUCUUUUUCCCUUAACCUAUAGUGUGUAAUUUUGACUUCAGCUGGAAAGAGGUUUUCCGAAAUGGAAGUCUUUCUCACUCAAAGAAAUUUUGUUUUAUGAACUUCCCAUCAGAGUGGAUCUUCAGAGGUGAUUGACUUGACAGUAGAAGUUAUAGGCAACAAGACUUCUCACUCUCUUUUAAAAAAAACAACCAAACCAAAGUCAGUUUCCUUCCAAAGACCCAAGCACAGAGCACAUCUUCCUAAAGUUGAUGGCAUUGCAGGUCUUUGGGUUCUCAGUUGUAACAGUUGAGAUAUCACAAACACACGUUACUCUGCAUGCUUUACUACAGCCAAAAGCAUUAGGAAAUACGCCCGUCCUUUUUGGUAGUCUGAGGUAUUGCAGCACUGGGGAUUUUUUUUGUUUUCUAAAAGUAAAACCAUAUGAAGGAUCUCCUAUCUCACUGAUUUUUCUAUCAUAAAUGAAGCUUAAAAAAAAAAAAAGUUAAAAUUGUAUAAUUUACAAACUGACUUGCAUUGUUUAAACUGUAACUGCCAAAUAGCUGUAGCAUAUAAUUUAUUAGGUUUAACUAAGCAGUUGGGUAUUUUUCUAAAUGUUUAAGAAGAGAGGCAACGGAAUGGUAUGGGGUUGUUUUCCUGAUGCUGUGACAGAGUGCUCUGAAGUAUUUUAUUUCUGUCUGGCUUUCCAUGGUGCUUUUCCCUGGCAGUUCAGUAGCAUCUCUGUUGGGCAGCGCAGCUGGCUAGGUGUCUGUCCUCAUUGUGUAACACUCACAACUCCCCCCCCACGCCCCCCAUGUCAAAUUGUAACUGUGGAUUUUGUAGAUAACAAUUUAAUGGUAUCAAUUCACAGCUAUGCAAGUUAAGUUACUGCAAAGGAAAAUCAAGUUCUUUGAUAGUAUAAGUACUUUUAUUGCAUGUAUAUAGCCAUUUGCAGACUUCUUAGUAUAAAGUUAAUUACUGAGAUAUAUUCUUUAUUUUUGAUUUUGCUCUUUGAAGUUUUCCAGUUCACUUUCAGCUGUAUUGACCAAGCAAGCAAGAUGCACGGCAGCAGCAGCAGCGCAAGGGCUGUAGCUGUUGCGGUGGAUCCGUAAGCGUAGAUUCUGAUUGCGUACGACCUCGUCCCGCAGCCUCCCAGGGUUAUCUCCCUGCAGCAGUGCUGUAAGGAAGGGAGGAGACGUUUUCCAACACCGGCGAGAGUGUUUACUUGUAUGCUAAGAAGGUGUUCAAAAUGGUAUCGAUUAGCCUAAAUGCUGAU